AUGCUACGAAUAUUUCUACUCAUCUCUUCUACAUUAAUUUAUUCCCUAUAUGCUCUAAAGUUUAUAGAUAUGAUCUCAAAGUCAACAAUCGAUGUGCUUCAUGGAUCUCGUAGGGAGGAAACAGUGCGUCAAUGUGUUUGCUCUGAGGUGUCCGAGUGCUAUAAUUCGGCCAAACAACAGGCUUAUGACUGUUUUGAUCCAUGUUGGAAGGAAAUUAAUGCGUACUCAUUGACCCAAGAGCCCGAAAAACUCCGUGUCUGCUUCGAGAAACGUCGCGGUUUCGUCGAUGACAUCAUCAAUUGCUUCCGGACAAAAAUAAAAGCAUGCGAAGAUGACAUUGAAAAAGCGAAGAUCGUUCAUGUGAAGACCUACGACUAUCCGGAUAUGAUCAAACGUGUGGAGGACGUCAUCAACGAACAAAUUCAAACAUUCCUAAAUUCGAUCACUUCAAAUCACGUGAAGAAUCUUUUUGUUCAGCAAGUCGUCAAUGCAGGAGCGUCAGUGGCACGUUGUGUGAAAAAUUGCUUUAUUGAAAAAAAUAAGGACGGUUAUUGUUUUGAUAAAAAAGGUUGUGAACCAAAUAUCGCCGAUCGUAACGCGAAAUUAGCGAUUCGACAAUGUUCACGGCAAGUGAAUUGGAAGAAGGAAGUCGGUGAUCUGUGUAGAUGUUCGAGUCAAGCUGGUGUUAACGGGAUUUCCGAUUAUUGUGGUAUGCUGAACAUUAUGGGAUAA
Messenger RNA from Necator americanus (New World hookworm), 732 nucleotides. RefSeq lists its product as uncharacterized. The coding region runs from base 1 to 732 and encodes 243 amino acids. Lineage: Eukaryota; Metazoa; Nematoda; Chromadorea; Rhabditida; Ancylostomatidae. The transcript is spliced from 7 exons. The record is from RefSeq and is a predicted model, not a curated record.